This is a messenger RNA of Chenopodium quinoa (quinoa), 1689 nucleotides long. Its product is annotated as anthranilate N-benzoyltransferase protein 3-like. NCBI's taxonomy places the organism in Eukaryota, Viridiplantae, Streptophyta, Magnoliopsida, Caryophyllales, Amaranthaceae. The record is from RefSeq and is a predicted model, not a curated record. Gene Ontology annotation, molecular function: acyltransferase activity, transferring groups other than amino-acyl groups. The coding region runs from base 191 to 1531 and encodes 446 amino acids. The transcript has 2 exons.
AGCAUGACUCACUCAAUCCAUAAUAUUCUUCCUUUUUGUUUAUCCUAUCACAUAGUAGUUAGCCUAGAUAACUUUUGAUCACUUAAAAGUCUACGCUAAUUGCAUCCCAAGCACUAUUUCAUUAGUCCUCAAUUGUUAAACACUUGUUAAGCUUUAAAAAUAAGAUUGAGAAACCAAAAAAUAUAACAAAAUGAGCGUGAUCGUAAGAGAGUCUACCAUGGUUUGCCCGGCCGAGGAGACUCCUAAGAAAAAUCUUUGGCUCUCAAGGCUAGACAUGAUCAUACGCAUGCCAUAUUCCCACACCAACAUUAUAGCCGUUUAUAGUCCUUUAAAAGAUAAUAACGGUCCAAAAUUUUUUGACACAAAAAUUUUAAAGGAGUCCCUAAGUAAAAUUUUAGUACCAUUCUAUCCGAUGGCGGGAAGAUUAAAAAAGAAUGAAGAGAAUGGUCGAUACGAGAUCGAUUGCAAUGCGGCCGGUGCUUUAUUUAAAGAGGUAGAAACAACGCAUACUCUUGCGGACUUAGGUACCGAUUUUCGCAAGGUAGUGAUCCCUACGUGCGAUUUCUCGGGUGGCCUUUCGUCGUUCCCCUUGCUAAUGGUACAAAUCACACGAUUCAAGUGUGGUAGUGUAGGCAUGGGGUGUGCAACACAUCACCAUGUAAUUGAUGGAGUUGGAUCUGGUUACUUCCUUGUAUCAUGGGCUAGAUUGGCUAGGGGGCUUGACCUCCCCGUUAUGCCCUUCCACGAUCGGGCCGUCUAUGUUGCUCCUCGUGAUCCGCCUCAGAUCAAGUUUCGACAUUUGGAGUAUGAGCCACCUUUGCCACCCGUACUACCUAAGGGUCUUACAGGUGAAAUGGCAAGCGCAAGGGAAUGUAUGUUCAAAUUCUCUAAACGUAACAUAAACACCUUAAAAUUACAAGCCACAUCACAACCACAGGAGGUUCAAACCUACAAGCUAAGUACAUACGAGGUGCUAGCUGGGCACAUAUGGCGAAGCACGUGCAAAGCACGCGGUUUAACAGGUGAUCAAUACGUGAAACUCUAUAUACCCACUGAUGGGCGGUCAAGAUUGAGGGAUCCAACUCUACCACGAGGGUACUUUGGCAAUGUAGUUUUCUUUGCAGCUUGUAUUGCUAAGGCGCGUGAUCUCACGUGCAAGCCGGUAUCGUAUGCCGCGAGUAUGGUUCACGAAGCGCUAAAGAAAGUUGAAAGCACGGAAUAUUUGAGAUCGGCAAUUGAUUACAUAGAAUCACAACCUAAUCUAGAUACACUUGUACGUGGGGUGCAACAUGUUACAUGUCCAAACCUUGUGAUAAAUUCUUGGGCCAAACUCCCUUUUAAUUUAGGAGAUUUUGGUUGGGGCAAGCCCAAGACUGUGGCCCAAGGUGGAAUUAGACAUGAGGGGCAAGCAUUCUUUAUACCAAGCCCAAACGAAGAAGGUGUCAUUUUAUUAACUAUUAAGCUUUACAAUGACCACAUACCUCUCUUUGAGAAAUACUUGUAUGACUUUCAAAUUACUCCUAAUUUAUAGAUUUAUAAAUUUGGAGAAUUUGAAACAUUUUAAUGUUGUGUUGUUGUUUUGUUUUGUUUUUUUGUUUUUUUUUUAAAUGUUUUGUUUCUGCGUGUGAAAACAUUGUGUUGAUUGUGUAAUUUUUUUUUUCUAGUAAAUAAUUUCGACUUUUCAUUCAA